Messenger RNA from Oncorhynchus gorbuscha (pink salmon), 3736 nucleotides. RefSeq names its product serine/threonine-protein phosphatase 4 regulatory subunit 1-like. The transcript has 20 exons. Gene Ontology annotation, biological process: protein dephosphorylation. NCBI's taxonomy places the organism in Eukaryota, Metazoa, Chordata, Actinopteri, Salmoniformes, Salmonidae. The record is from RefSeq and is a predicted model, not a curated record. The coding region runs from base 89 to 3064 and encodes 991 amino acids. Gene Ontology annotation, molecular function: protein binding; protein phosphatase regulator activity.
UCGUUCAUUUGUAACGGCAGUUCCUGUAUUCUCCCUCCAGUUGUUACCUCAUCUGCACAGACCGCUUUAAAUGUAGGACCAGGACAAGAUGGCGGAUAUAUCUUUACUCCAAGAGGAUUCCCAGGAGGAGUUGGACGGAUUUGGUGUGGAUGACUACAGCUCAGAGUCUGACGUCAUUAUUAUACCUUCAGCCUUGGAUUUUGUAUCGCAAGAUGAGAUGCUGACUCCCCUUGGAAGAUUGGAUAAAUACGUCGCUAGUGAAAAUAUUUUUAACAGACAGAUGGUGGCACGAAGUUUGUUGGACACACUAAAAGCAGUGAGCGAGGAUGAGAGGGACUGUAUCGGUGUCUUGGAGAGAGUGGGUCGACUUGCUGAUGACUCUGAGCCCUCUGUAAGAGCAGAACUAAUGGAGCAAGUUCCUCACAUCGCCAUUUUCUGUCAGGAGAACAGACCUUCCAUUCCGUUUGCCUUCUCUAAGUACUUGCUACCGAUCGUGGUGAGAUACCUGGCUGACCAGAACAACCAGGUCAGGAAGACCAGCCAGGCGGCCCUGCUGGUGCUGCUGGAGCAGGAGCUGAUUGAAAGGGGGGACAUUGAGACCCUGGUGUGCCCCGUCCUGGUGGACCUGACCGCCCCCGACAGCAACGACGACGUCAAGACUGAAGCCAUGGCCAUCAUCUGUAAGAUGGCCCCCAUGGUAGGCAAGGACAUCACCGAGCGCCUCUUCCUGCCCCGCUUCUGUGAGAUGUGCUGCGACUGCAGGAUGUUCCACGUGCGCAAGGUUUGCGCUGCAAACUUUGGCGACAUUUGCAGUGUUGUUGGAGGAGAGGCAACAGAGGAACUCCUGUUGCCCCGCUUUUUCCAGCUCUGCUCGGACAACGUGUGGGGGGUGAGAAAGGCCUGCGCUGAGUGCUUCAUGACUGUUUCCUCGUCCACCUCGCAGGAAGUGCGCAGGACCAAGCUAUCGUCGCUCUUCAUCAGCCUCAUCAGUGACCCCUCCCGAUGGGUGCGUCAGGCUGCCUUCCAGUCACUUGGCCAGUUCAUCUCCACGUUCGCCAGCCCCAACAGUGUGGGCCAGUACUUCAGAGAGGGGGAGGAGGGCGAGUGCAAUUGUGUCCACUCACAGAACAGUAUUGAAGAGAAACCACUGAACCUGGACACUACAGACCCUUCCCUCAGCGCUAACACAGAUGACUCUCAGAGGCGGGGGGAUGACUCUCCUGUAUGCACAAAUGGCAACCACGUAGAGUGUUGUCUACAACAGGACUGCAUUUCCAACCAUGCCCAGGGGGACCACAGCGAGGGGGAGGAUGGGGGGUUUUGCCGGACAGAGGAGAUGGGUGUAAUGGACGUGGCAGAGCAGGGGGGGUGGGGAGCAGACUGCGGAGGCUUUGGCCCUGGACGGUCCCGAGUGCCUCUGUGGGAAGGAGGCUUCCUCGCUCGCCCCCAACUCGGACCCCUCGGAGAAGGAGGGAAACUCUACCAGCACAGCAGGGGCUCAGGAAGAGGAGGAAGCCCCUUCAGUGGCUACGGAGGGAGGAGUCCCCCUAUGUCAGUCCUCAGGACAAUAUCCCCGAGCAGGAGCUUUACAACUCCUUCCACUUCUGGAGGUUGCCCAUCGCUGAGAUGGACCUGGACAUGGAGCUGCUCCAGCAGGGGGAGAUGGUCCCGGAGGAGCCCCCCCUGCUACGUCUCCUCCGGUCAGGGCAAGGCUAAAGCCUCGGCCCCAGUCCUGGAUAGGAAACAGCUGGAAGAGCUGAUCGAAAACCUGGAGCCUCAUAUUGAUGACCCCGACGUGAAAGCACAAGUGGAUGUCCUGACAGCUGCUCUGAGAGCCACAACCAUGGACUCUCACCUAGAGGAUGCCUUCCUGGAGCCCCGGGACAGCCAGGGGGGAGACCACUACGACAACCCCUUUGGAGUGCACCAGAUGCCCCUUUUAGGACACCAUUCAGACAUGGAGAGGCGAAACUCCACCCUGCAGAUGCACCAUGGUGAUGACUCUGAGCUGAGCGAUAGCAGCUUCAGUCCAGAGGACGAGAAGAAAUCCAAGCAUCAGGACGUGAUCCCUCAGGCCCUGCUAGACCAGUACCUGUCCAUGACUGACCCUUCCAGAGCCCAGACGGUGGACAUGGAGAUUGCCAAGCACUGUGCCUACAGCCUGCCUGGUGUGGCCAUGACCCUGGGCAGGCAGAACUGGCACUGUCUCAGGGACACCUAUGAGACCCUGGCCUCUGACAUGCAGUGGAAGGUGCGUCGGACGUUGGCCUUCUCCAUCCACGAGCUGGCCCUGAUCCUGGGUGACCAGCUGACGGCUGCGGACCUGGUGCCAGUCUUCAACGGCUUCCUCAAGGACCUGGAUGAGGUGCGGGUAGGGGUCCUCAAACACCUCUACCACUUCCUUAAGCUGCUGCACCAGGACACCCGGCGUAAAUACCUGUACCAGCUCCAGGAGUUCCUGGUCACAGACAACAGCCGCAACUGGCGCUUCCGAUCAGAGCUGGCAGAACAGCUGGUGUUGUUACUGGAGCUGUACAGUGGUCAGGAUGUGUAUGACUACCUUCGACCCCUGGCCUUCAGCCUGUGUCUGGACAGAGUGUCCUCUGUACGCUGGACCUCCUACAAACUGGUGAGUGAGAUCAUCAGGAAGGUGGCGUCGUGCCAGGCGCUGCUGGCAGACUUCCUGAGUGAGCUGGUAGAGAAGUUCUGCCACUCCCCCAAGUGGUCGGGACGACAGGCCUUCGCUUUCAUCUGUCAGCUGGCGAUUGAGGAUGACUGUGUGUCGUUGGAGCAGUUCUCGGAGCAUCUGCUGGCCCCUUUGUUACAGCUGGCCUCUGACCCCGUGGCCAACGUCAGGGUGCUGCUGGCCAAGACCAUCCGUCAGAGCCUGCUGGAGAGAGAGUACUUCCUGCAUUCUGCCAACUCCCACCAGGAGGCGCUAGAGCAGACACUGGUGGCCCUGCAGAUGGACCUGGACAAGGACGUCAAAUACUUUGCCAGCGUGCAUCCUGGGAGCACUCGCCUCAGCGAGGACGCCAUGAGCACCACCUCCUCCACCUACUGAGCCCAAAUCGUCCCUCUAAACACGCACAGGUUAGGGUGCAGAGGGCUUGAGGUAGCUUCUACUUCUCAACAGCCACAAGGGGAGGACUCAUGAAUCAACAGAUGAAUUUAGUGCUUUGAUUUGUUUAUAUUUUUUUGCCACAGAAGCCUUAAGUGUCUUCCUUAAACUGGAAAAUACUUGAAUGUCCGGAGUGGAUUCAGUGACUAACGAAACAAAUGGUGGGGGGAUGAUGAUGAGGGAACUCAUGGGGACCAGUGCUAAUAAGGACCCCCCCCCCAGUACCUCCCCUUCCCCGCUCUCUUUCUAUCGCUCUCAUCCUCCCGAGACUUAGCGGAAAAGCCAGUAUCUCACAAGCUUUAUCGAACCACAUAGCAGGACGACUGUCUGACUCAAAACGUUUAAACGGUGUAAUGUUUCUGUGAUUGCUUUUUCUUAUUCAUUCUGUAUAAAUGACUCCUAUGCUGCAUAUAUAUAAAAAAAAAAACUUUAAAAAAAUGUCUGUACCAUCACAGCCUUCUUCUGUGGACGUAGCACGUCUUCUCCUCCUGGGCUCCUGCCUCCAUUGUUUUAACUCUCUAGUGCAGCACAUUGUUGUACCCGUAGACAGAGGGCCUCCCCCUGGCAGGCAGGGGUUCCUGUUUAAUGAGAAAUAAAUGUCUUUUUUAUUAUGGA